AUGCCACGAGCACCUACACAGAAGUCAAAGGCAGACCUGGUUCCGACGCGCUCUCUUGUGACGUCGACGAAGCGCAAGGCUCGUAGAAGACCAAAGUCAGAGCCUAUGGAUACGCUACAACCUUCAAAUGAGUUCGAACACGAUUACAAGAAUUUUGUGCCCCGUAACAAGUGGGAGGAGUACUGGUGUGAGUACAUGGGUGUUGAGGAGACGGUGCGGAUGCAACCCUCCGACGAACGGCUCAGGACCCACAUGUUUGACUUGGGCUACACUAAGAAGACUCUAGAAGAAGGGCUUCGCAUAUACCAUGCAAGCAUGGACGAGUUGAUGGAACGCGGAGAAAAGCCUAAAGCUUGGGGUUUUAAACCUCGACAUGCCAGGAUGUGUAGCAUCCAAGUCAUCGAUCUUCCUGGCUCAGAACCCCUCGUAAUUCGUCUCUUCGAUGGCGACAUGGAAUCAUUCGGUCAAUUCUGUCUCGACUUCUACAACCUCGAGACGGAGGCAGCCGUAAACACACCCUCAGGGUGGGUCAUCAACGUCGAACCUGAACCCGGUUCCAUGACGAUGCUGUGUGGGGGUGCGAUGAGCAGCUGGGAGCAGAAUCAUGGGAUGUCUCGAGGGCAGAUCCCCGCUGGUGAGGAACGGUUCAGCAUUGUUGAGGGUGCUGUGUGCCACCUAGAGCGCCCAGGGAUGGACAGUUUCUGGUUCAAGAUCCCCAGAAGGAAACGGCAGUUACCGCCCGACGUGUAA
Messenger RNA from Coniophora puteana RWD-64-598 SS2, 750 nucleotides. RefSeq lists its product as uncharacterized. Bases 1 to 750 code for a protein of 249 amino acids. The transcript is spliced from 3 exons. Lineage: Eukaryota; Fungi; Basidiomycota; Agaricomycetes; Boletales; Coniophoraceae. The record is from RefSeq and is a predicted model, not a curated record.